AUGGUGAAGACCAAGUCAUCCGGGAGGAAGAGCUCGCUCUCAAUUCGCCAAGAGCCAGCAUCAGGGGAAAGUCCACAGCGGGCCCACAGUAUUCCCGAUCCUACCGAGGCUUCAGCGAAAUCCCUGGUGGACAUCCAGGCAAAGGGCGACUGCUCGACUCAGGUCAAGCCACUGUGGAGGCCCAUCCCUCCACUGCUGCCAGAGCCUAACAAGGGGGAUACCCCUGACACCCGAGACCAGAGCUGUCAGACUGAGGAGUCAACUGCUAGCACUCACAGUACAGGUCACUGUGUUGAACCUGGAGACCCUCCUGUGCUGCAGCAGCCCCUGCACACGUCCAAAUCUGGAAUCCACCAGAUCAUUGACUGCUUUCGUUCAGGCACGAGCCAACUGAGGCACAUGCUGCUAAAAGAGGUGGACACCAUCUUUGAGUGUAAAGUAUGUCGAAGUCUGUUCCGAGGUCUGCCCAACCUCAUCACGCACAAGGAGUACUACUGCCUGUCAAGGCUGCCCGAGUACGACGGAUCUCUAGGCGAUGACCGUCAAAGUGUGGCCCUGCAGGAUUUGACAGACAUCAUCUAUCACAGAGCGGAGCGACCAGAUUACGUGAUGCGACUGGAACCCAUCCAGACAACCAGCAAGGCCAUGUACCAGUACCUCACCACGGAGGAAGAGCUGGCUCGCUAUCCGUCACGAGCGCCCAGUGCCAGGCAGAGUCCGGUCGCGUGGGAAGGCGAUUCAGGGGAGGCUGAAAACAACCAGAACGGCCCACCCCGAGGUUCCGAGAGCCCGGCGCACAGCCAGCACAGCCAGAGCCGGAAGAAGUGGGAUGAGGAAGAAGCGAAAGAAGACGCACCACAACCGGAAGACGAGGGGUCUACCAGUGGGGUGGAGGACGUGACGAUCUCGUGCUGUCUGUGUGGCCAAGAUUUCAACUCGCGCCGCAGCAUCCGACGUCACUGCCGCAAAAUGCACAAGACCAAACUAGAGGAGCUUCGCAAAUUCACGGAGACUCGCACGGUCCCGACCAGCCUGCUCUCCAUGGUUAAAGGUCGGCCACAAUCUAUAAGUACCCCCCCUGGAAAGUCGUGCCCAGUCUGCCUCAAAGUGUUCGCUACCAAAACCAACGUUCGGCGGCACUUUGACGAGGUGCACCGUGGCCUUCGGAGGGACGCCAUCACCCCGGCUAUCGCUUCGCGGCCCGGCCAGCCCCUUUCUCUGGACGCCACUCCUCCUAGGAAAGGCAGUAGCGCCUCGCCGCCUCGGAGCGGCAACUCAAAGUCCACUUCCGUCCCUGCUAAGGCGGCGCUCCCGAACCAGAAUCGCGCAAAGCCGGCGAGUCAAACCCCGAGCUCUGCGGACGAGGCGAACCAAAUGCCGAGUCGCUGCACUUUGUGCAAAAGAAACUACAGCUCCCAGCUCAUGUUGAAGAGACACAUGCGUAUCGUUCACAAAAUUUACAGCGUGAAAAGUAACCGAUCGGCCACAUCGUCAGGCUCGACAACUCCAACUACGCCGGCGAGCAACGGCGGUAAAGCGCCGCCAAGAAACAGCAUCCAAGUCAAAGAAGAAGCGGUCGAAGCCUCAGAGGACGAGCAAGACGAGGACCUGGACCUCAGCCCGCCUGCAUCUCCGGCUCACAGCACCUCGUCCAGUAAAAGUGACCCCGGCUCCCUCAAGGUGAAGGAGGAAGAUACCCCGUGGAGCCCCAAGGCGGCCGUCGGUGGGACGGCCGCGCCUCAGGCGGCCAAAAGCAAACUGUCGGUGGGUUUCGACUUCAAGCAGCUCUUCUGCAAGCUUUGCAAGCGCCAGUUCAGCUCGCGUCAGAACCUGUCCAAACACAUCGAGCUGCACAUGGACGGAAACGACAUCUUCAUCAAGUUCUACCGCUGCCCGCUGUGCCGCUAUGAGUCGCGCCGCAAGCGGGACGUGCUACGCCACGUGACCGUGGUGCACAAAAAGUCCUCGCCUUACCUGGCUAAGAUCAUGCCCAAACUGGAGAGCCGGGCGAUCAAGCGCCUCGCCGAAGCUGUCCUCAAUAACGCCAACCCCAAGAGGGCCCGCGGUGGCAAGGGGGAAGUCAACGGACGCCCCGCCUCUGCCGCAUCCUCCCCUUGCCCGUCGCCUCCCGUCACCCGCAAGCAAGAUGGCGGCACUGCCUCAUUCUCUGUUCCUCCUUCCACCUCAGCUCGGAAAACGCAAGAGCCGUCAUCUCCGACGCCCGCCCCCUCGCCGCCUGUCACGCGAAAGCAGGACAGACAACAGGCUCAUCAGUCCGGGGCCGUCAGCCCCCCGAUGACCCGCCGCAGUGACAAACACUUGCACCAGCGCAACUCACGGCGCCACGACGCAUCGUCGGACGACAACCCCUCUGGAUCGUCCUCCACUGAAGUCCGAGUGACCAAAAACUUCUCCUUACACGCCUGUGACCAGUGUGGGCGCGCCUUUGCAAAGAAGUUGUACUUGGAAUCUCACAAGCGAAGUCACCGCAACGCAGCGACGGCGGCAGGCAGCAGGAGGAAAGGAGUCAGCACGCGCUCCAAGUCCAUGGUGUGGUGA
This is a messenger RNA of Nerophis lumbriciformis (worm pipefish), 2559 nucleotides long. The record is from RefSeq and is a predicted model, not a curated record. Lineage: Eukaryota; Metazoa; Chordata; Actinopteri; Syngnathiformes; Syngnathidae.